This is a messenger RNA of Chenopodium quinoa (quinoa), 1895 nucleotides long. RefSeq names its product tubulin alpha-3 chain-like. Gene Ontology annotation, biological process: mitotic cell cycle; microtubule cytoskeleton organization. Gene Ontology annotation, molecular function: GTP binding; structural constituent of cytoskeleton. Bases 278 to 1624 code for a protein of 448 amino acids. The record is from RefSeq and is a predicted model, not a curated record. NCBI's taxonomy places the organism in Eukaryota, Viridiplantae, Streptophyta, Magnoliopsida, Caryophyllales, Amaranthaceae. The transcript has 5 exons. Gene Ontology annotation, cellular component: cytoplasm; microtubule.
UCAAUAACAGUAGGUGAGCAGUAGUGCAGUUUACAUCGCAUCCUUUGUGUUAUCUGUCAUCUAAAAGAAACGCUGUCCUGUCUGUCAAAGUUGAACAGGGCACCUUCUUCUUCUUCUCUCUCCCAAUCAACAUAGACAACCAGAUAUUUAUACAUUAACAGCUAUUAUCAAAAUACUCUCACAAAAUAAAAAUUAAAAUUAAAAAUAAAAAAGUGAGCUUAGACUUUAACAAGAAAUUGAUCGAUCAAUCAAUUUCUGCUUCUGUUGUUGAGCAAAAAUGAGGGAAGUGAUCAACAUUCACAUUGGUCAAGCUGGAAUUCAAGUGGGAAAUUCUUGUUGGGAGCUUUUUUGCCUUGAACAUGGAAUUCAGCAAGAUGGCAUGAUGCCCAGUGACACGUCUGUAGGUGUUGAAAGUGAUUCGUUUAAUACCUUCUUCAACGAGACUAGCUCUGGAAAGCAUGUGCCUAGAGCUGUGUUUAUCGAUUUGGAACCAACUGUGAUCGAUGAAAUACGGACAGGGCCAUAUAGGCAACUUUUCCAUCCAGAACAGCUCCUCACAGGGAAAGAAGAUGCUGCCAACAACUUUGCUCGUGGACAUUAUACAGUUGGAAAGGAUAUGGUUGAUUUGUGCCUUGACCGGAUAAGGAAAUUGGCCGACAGUUGCACUGGGUUGCAAGGCUUCUUGGUAUUUAAUGCUGUUGGUGGGGGCACAGGUUCUGGUUUUGGGUCAUUGCUUCUAGAGCGCUUGUCUGUAGAGUAUGGGAAAAAGUCAAAACUGGCAUUUUCAAUUUACCCUUCUCCUCAGGUAUCAACAGCAGUUGUCGAACCUUACAACAGUGUCCUCGCCACUCAUUCUCUCCUGGAGCACACUGAUGUUGCCGUGCUUUUAGACAAUGAAGCAAUCUAUGAUAUAUGCAAGAAAUCCCUAAGCAUUGAGAGGCCUACAUAUACCAAUUUGAACCGUUUAAUAUCCCAAGUAGUAUCUUCAUUAACAACUUCUUUAAGGUUUGAUGGAGCCAUUAAUGUGGAUAUUACAGAGUUCCAAACUAACCUUGUUCCAUAUCCUCGAAUUCACUUCAUGUUAUCAUCCUAUGCCCCUGUUAUAUCUGCUGAAAAGGCUUACCAUGAGCAGCUUUCAGUACCUGAGAUCACAACGGCUGUAUUUGAGCCUUCAAGCAUGAUGGCUAAGUGUGACCCAAGACACGGAAAGUACAUGGCUGCCUGUUUGAUGUACCGUGGUGAUGUUGUUCCCAAAGACGUCAAUUCUGCUGUUGGCACUAUCAAGAGCAAGAGAACAGUUCAAUUUGUUGAUUGGUGCCCUACUGGUUUCAAGUGUGGAAUCAACUACGAACCACCAACAGUAGUACCGGGUGGUGAUCUUGCCAAGGUGCAGCGUGCAGUCUGCAUGAUCAGCAACAAUACUGCAGUGGCAGAAGUUUUCUCCAGAAUUGACCAUAAAUUUGACCUUAUGUAUGCCAAGAGAGCAUUUGUGCACUGGUAUGUUGGCGAAGGUAUGGAAGAAGGUGAGUUUUCAGAAGCUCGAGAGGACCUAGCAGCUCUUGAGAAAGACUAUGAGGAGGUUGGGGCUGAGGGCAGUAAUGAAGAGGAGGAAGAAGAGUACUAAGGUGGUGGCAUCACAAUCACAGGGUCAAUGUUAGCAAUUUCAUCUCUGGUUUCUAGUACCCUUUUUUGCAGUAUAUUUAUUGUAAUUUUUUUCUGGUGGAUAAUUGAUUUUCGAGUGAAAUUCCUGUGUAAAUUUAUCAUUCAAGUGGCAUCGAUCUGCUAUAUACGUUGUUGUUUAGGGACUGGGAUUUUGAAAAAUGUACAUCCUUUCCACAUUGUGUAAAAAUCUAAAAUUAUAGCCUGAUGUCCAAUUUCUACUUCUUUUUCUUUUU